AUGCUAACAAGGGACGCACAGAAAUUUGACGAGUUUCUAAGGAGCAGUGAUGCAGCUGCCCACGAAGCUAUCCGCAAAGCUGACGAAGCAGCGCGGGCUGCUCACGAGAAAGCAGUCGCAGUCCGGCAACUCCGUCAGAAACUCGACGCUACUAAGGCACGCGUUGCAUCUAAUCGGGAAAAAAUUGAAGAAUACUCAAGGUAUAGAUCCUUCCUAGAACAUAUAACUCCCCAGGAUUGGAUAAAGGAACAAGAAGAGCGGACUAAGGAGCGUGUCCAAAAGAAAAAAGAGCAGUGGGUCCAGAAUCAGCUGCAGCAGCAGCAGCUACAGUACACCGCCGACAUCGAAACCAUUGACGAGGACCUCCGUGAAAAAAUUCAAGAACUAGAGAAAAAGAAGUUCCGUGGGGCCAAAGCUGGCGCAUCUACUCGAAAGGAAAUGGAGGAGAGAGCCGAGAAAAAAAAAAUGGAGCUACACGGAAAGUUAAAGACCGCGGCAGACCUCGAAAAUAUGUUCGAUGCCGAAAAGUUGGCAGUCACUGGCAUUGAUCUUUACUUUAAAGAUCCGCAAGAACCGCUUCGCCUUUUUCAGGAACUGGAAGAGGAUAAUCUGUUCCUGAUUCAAAACGCUCAUGAAGCAGCCAUUGUGCGCUAUUUGGGAAGGCAAACUGUAGCCGAGUUGGAAACGAUGGAGAAACGAUUCGGUGACACUCGUGCUGAGAUGGGAGCGCGACUGGAAGGUUUAGAAGCGGUGAUUGCACAGCUACAACGCCAACUUCAACAGCAGCGCGACAAGUGCAUGCAGCAUAAAGGCGCGUUGCCCAUGCCGUCUCAUGACUUCAUUCCACGCUACCACAGCGCGCACCUACUUCAUAGGUUUAUCGUCGUAUUACAUGCUGAAGCUCACGAUGCACGGGCGAGAUUUGAGUAUAAACCAAGCCUGUAA
Eimeria tenella is the source of this 945-nucleotide messenger RNA. Its product is annotated as Flagellar associated protein, related. Bases 1 to 945 code for a protein of 314 amino acids. The record is from RefSeq and is a predicted model, not a curated record. Lineage: Eukaryota; Apicomplexa; Conoidasida; Eucoccidiorida; Eimeriidae. The transcript has 6 exons.